AGCUCUUUUUCUUCCCUCCAAUGGACCGGAUAAUGAUUGAAAAAUCAGAAACAAAGUAAACAGAGCGAAAUUCAAUAUCACGGAAUGCAUAUCAAACCCUAAUAUUCAUAUUUUGCUAAUGGAAAUCUGCAAUUGCUUCAUUUCUUUCAAACCAUCAUUAAAUUUCUUCCACUCGAGUCAAAUUACUCUCAGAAACUCAAUUUCAGCUUCAAAUGCUACCACAAAAAUUGGAGUCAAGAAGAUAUCAGAGGAUUUACAGAAAGAAUCAGAGAAAAUUCUAGGAUGGAUAUCUGUUUGUUCUCAAGUUUCUACUUUCACUUCAACAAGUAUGGGUAAAUCCGUUGCUCUUAAAGGAGAUAUUCGUUUUGGUAAAAGUUUAGAAGAGAGCCAAAAACUAUUGAAUCAAACAACAGCUGCAAUUCUUCUUCCUCAGCCAUUGGAUUUCUCUGGAAUUGAAGAUAUAACUGGAAUUGUGAAGUCUUCUGUUGAACGUGAACGGAGAACUAUCAGUGAACUUUGUUCCGUGAAACGAACUCUUCGUUCUGCCAGAGAGCUAUUGGGACAGUUGGAGAAUUCAUGCGAUGAGGAUUCUUCUAUUAGGUACUCUCCGCUUUUUAAUAUACUUGAGAACUGUAAUUUCCUGAAUGAAUUGGAGCAGAAAAUUGAAUACUGUAUAGAUUGUAAUCGGUCAGUGAUCCUUGAUCGAGCUAGUGAAGAUUUGGGAAACGUUAGGUCAGAAAGGAAGAGGAAUAUGGACAACCUGGAAUCUUUGUUGAAGGAUGUAUCAAAUAUGAUUUAUCGUGCUGGGGCUAUUGAUAGUCCCUUGGUUACUAAGAGAAGAUCAAGAAUGUGUGUUGGUAUUAGGGCAGCCUACAAGUUCAUGCUUCCAGAGGGGUUAGUUUUGAACACUAGUAGCACUGGAGCAACUUACUUUGUGGAACCCAGAGAUGCAGUGGAGUUAAACAACAUGGAAGUGCGUCUCUCAAAUUCCGAGAGAUACGAGGAGCUUGCCAUAUUGAGCUUUCUUACUUUAGAAAUAGCGGAAUCAGAAUCAGAUAUCAUGUAUUUAUUGGAUAGAGUUCUUGAAUUAGAUCUUGCUUCUGCUAGAGCAGCAUAUGCUCGAUGGAUAAAUGGGGUCUGCCCAAUAUUAGGCCAGACGAGAGAAUCGGAUAAAACAGGUGAUUCGUUUUCAGUAGAUAUCGAAGGUAUACAUCAUCCUGUGUUCCUCGAAUCUUCUCUUAGAGGUUCUUCUUCGGAAGCAUCUAAUUUCCCCGUGCCAAUAGACAUCAAGAUUGGGUGUACGAGGAAGGUGGUUGUGAUCUCAGGACCCAAUACUGGAGGUAAAACAGCUUCCAUGAAGACUCUGGGAUUAGCGUCUCUCAUGUCCAAGGCUGGAAUGUAUUUGCCAGCUAGGAACGAGCCGAAGCUUCCUUGGUUUGAUCUUGUUCUUGCAGAUAUCGGAGAUCAACAGUCAUUAGAACAAAGCCUCUCCACCUUCAGCGGACACAUUUCACGUAUCAGUAAUAUUUUGGAAGUGGCCUCAAAAGAAUCACUGGUUCUUAUUGAUGAAAUUGGUUGUGGCACUGAUCCUUCUGAAGGAGUUGCUCUUUCUGCUAGCAUCUUGAUGUAUAUCAAAGAUCGAGUGAAUCUGGCUGUAGUGACUACACAUUAUGCAGACUUAAGUAAUCUAAAAGAUAAGGAUGCUCGGUUUGAGAAUGCUGCAAUGGAAUUUUGUUUGGAGACUUUAAAACCAACUUAUCGUGUACUUUGGGGAAGCAUUGGAAAUUCCAAUGCCUUGAGUAUUGCUAAAUCUAUUGGUUUUGACCGGAAAGUGCUUGAACGUGCAAAUAUAUGGGUUGAUAAAUUAAUGCCGGACAAGCAGAAGAAAAGGAAAGGUUUGUUAUACCAGUCAUUGGCGGAAGAGAGAAAUAUAUUGGAAGCCGAGGCCACAAAAGCUGCAUCUCUUCAUUCAGAAGUAAUGAAAAUUUAUCACGAGAUCCAAGAAGAAGCACGAGAUCUUGUUAGGCGUGAGGCAACUCUAAAAGCAAACGAAAUAAAAAAAGCGCAGCACGAGCUAAAAGCAGCUAUGUCUCAGAUAGAAGCUGUUGUUAGGGACUUCGACAACCAACUAAGUGCUGGCGAACCUGAUGAGUUUAACUUAAUGAUCCGCAAAUCAGAAGCUGCAAUUGCAUCAAUUGCUGAAGCUCACCGUCCCACUGGGGAUUACUCAAUCACUGAAAUUGAGGAUACUUCUUAUGUACCUCAAGUUGGAGAGCAAGUCCAUGUAAAGGGACUAGGAAAUAAGUUGGCUACUAUAGUUGAGGCACCCGGACAUGAUGGGAUGGCUUUAGUGCAGUAUGGGAAAAUUAGAGUUCGUGUGAAAAAAAGCAAUAUAAGAGCUCUUCCAUCUGAUAAGAGUGAAACGGCAACUGUUGCACUUCCGAAAAGACUAGGACAGUUGCAUAGAAAAUCUGCUCCAAUCAAAAUCAACCAAAAUGGGGAGGUACCUUAUGGACCGGCAAUACAGACGUCGAAGAACACUGUGGACCUACGUGGUAUGACAGUUGAGGAAGCUUUGAGAGAACUCAGCAUGGCAUUAUCAGCAACUAGGUCAAAGGAGGUACUCUUUGUUAUUCAUGGGAUGGGGACUGGGGUCGUUAAGGAACGGGCGCUCGAGUUGAUGAGUAAACAUCCUCGUGUAGCUAAAUUUGAACAGGAAAAUCCUAUGAAUUAUGGCUGUACAGUUGCUUAUAUAAAAUGAAAAAUAAAAUAAAAUAUUGUUUCUUUAUGCUUACGAA
Papaver somniferum (opium poppy) is the source of this 2798-nucleotide messenger RNA. Its product is annotated as endonuclease MutS2. Gene Ontology annotation, molecular function: mismatched DNA binding; ATP hydrolysis activity; endonuclease activity. Bases 119 to 2761 code for a protein of 880 amino acids. The record is from RefSeq and is a predicted model, not a curated record. NCBI's taxonomy places the organism in Eukaryota, Viridiplantae, Streptophyta, Magnoliopsida, Ranunculales, Papaveraceae. Gene Ontology annotation, biological process: mismatch repair; negative regulation of DNA recombination. The transcript is spliced from 5 exons.